CCUGCCGAGCGCACAGCUCUGGUGCCGGGAGGCCGAGCCUGGCGUUCCCCCCGAGGUGCCCGGCCAGCAGCGCAGCAGGGCCGCCCACCCCGGGAGCCACGAUUGCCUGGGAGCUGCGGGAGGAGGAGACACAGAGAAGGAGAGAGAAAGAGAGAGAGAGAGGCGGCGGCGGGCGCUCAGCCCGCGGGUGCGCGGAGCGCAGGAGGCGGAGCGCUAGUCUGGGUGGCCGCGGGCGAGUGUGCGCGCCCGGCCGGAGAGCUGCGGGAAGGAGGACCCGCACCCCGAGCGCCCCGCCUGGCUUCUUCUCGCGUGCAGCUAGCGCCGCUGCUGCACAGACACACACCCACCGAACGCCACCGAGCACCCGCCGCCCCCGCCGCCGCCGCCGCCGCGCCUCGGGCAGCGGGAUCGAGAGCCAAGUCCAGGGCUGGCGCGGCGCGCAGAGCACCACUUGAUUUUUUUCCCCACCUUCACUCCAGCCCUCUCUGAUCUGGGCGGCGGCGGCAGGGGGAUGGGGGCUCUAGGAGGGGGAAGGGGGUGACGAUCGAGGAAGAUUAUUGUUCUUUUUAAAGGAUGUCUUCGCUUCCUCCCAAUGAGUCUUCUGUGAGCCUUCCUACUAGAGACUGCCAACCGGAGUGAGGGAUGUAAAGAGAGAAGGAAAGCCGCCAGGAGCUCCAGCCAGCAGGGGAGACCCUCCUCUCUGCAGAGGGGAGGGGGAUUUCCAACGACACAGCAUUGACGAAAGGGACCUUCGUAGGAGAGGAGCCCUCCGAGGGAGCGGGGAAUCCCACCGCCCUUUGUGGCACAGGAGCCAGGGCUGCUGGCUGAGUGGAGCGGGGUCUGUGGGAGCUAGCUGCCAUGGAGAUGCCUGCUCCGGAGGAGUCCUGCCGCAGCUGACCUCCUCUUUAAGGACCCUGGCUCUGUGGUUCUGUCCAAUUCAAAAUGGCAGAAAAGGCUCCACCUGGCUUGAACAGGAAGACGUCCAGGUCGACACUUUCUCUUCCUCCAGAACCUGUGGACAUUAUUCGAAGCAAAACGUGCUCUCGGAGAGUUAAGAUCAACGUGGGGGGCCUUAACCACGAAGUCCUAUGGAGAACUCUGGAUAGGCUACCCAGGACACGCUUGGGGAAGCUUCGAGACUGCAACACGCACGAGAGCCUCCUGGAGGUAUGCGAUGACUACAAUCUUAACGAGAAUGAGUAUUUCUUCGACCGACAUCCUGGAGCUUUCACGUCUAUUCUAAACUUCUACCGGACAGGAAAGCUCCACAUGAUGGAAGAAAUGUGUGCACUCUCUUUUGGCCAAGAGCUUGAUUACUGGGGCAUCGAUGAGAUCUACUUAGAAUCCUGCUGCCAAGCCAGAUACCAUCAGAAGAAAGAGCAGAUGAAUGAAGAACUGAGGCGGGAGGCAGAGACCAUGCGUGAGCGGGAGGGAGAGGAAUUUGAUAACACCUGCUGCCCUGAGAAAAGGAAGAAACUUUGGGACUUGCUGGAGAAACCGAAUUCAUCCGUGGCUGCAAAGAUCCUGGCCAUCGUGUCUAUCCUGUUCAUCGUACUCUCCACCAUCGCUCUGUCUCUCAACACACUUCCGGAGCUGCAGGAAAAUGAUGAAUUUGGGCAACCCAGCGACAACCGCAAGCUGGCACAUGUAGAGGCUGUGUGCAUCGCUUGGUUUACCAUGGAGUACCUUUUACGAUUCCUGUCCUCACCGAAUAAAUGGAAAUUCUUUAAAGGCCCACUGAAUGUCAUUGACCUGCUGGCCAUCUUACCAUAUUAUGUCACCAUCUUUCUCACCGAGUCCAACAAAAGUGUGCUGCAGUUCCAGAAUGUGAGACGCGUGGUCCAGAUCUUCCGAAUCAUGCGCAUCCUCAGGAUCCUGAAGCUCGCCAGACACUCGACUGGCCUGCAGUCUCUGGGCUUCACCCUCAGACGGAGUUACAAUGAGUUGGGCUUGUUAAUAUUAUUUCUGGCUAUGGGGAUAAUGAUAUUUUCCAGCUUGGUGUUUUUUGCUGAGAAAGAUGAAGAUGCUACCAAAUUCACCAGUAUCCCUGCAUCAUUUUGGUGGGCCACCAUCACCAUGACCACUGUGGGCUAUGGGGACAUUUACCCUAAAACACUGUUAGGGAAAAUUGUGGGUGGCCUCUGCUGUAUUGCAGGAGUCCUGGUUAUUGCCCUUCCUAUACCCAUCAUUGUGAACAAUUUCUCUGAGUUCUACAAGGAGCAAAAACGCCAGGAGAAAGCUAUUAAAAGGAGGGAGGCUCUUGAAAGAGCCAAAAGGAAUGGCAGCAUUGUUUCUAUGAACUUAAAAGAUGCCUUUGCUCGAAGUAUGGAACUGAUAGACGUGGCUGUGGAGAAGGCUGGUGAGUCAGCCAAUACCAAGGACUCUGUGGAUGAUAAUCACCUGUCUCCAAGCCGGUGGAAGUGGGCCAGGAAGGCUCUGUCGGAAACAAGCUCCAAUAAGUCUUACGAGAAUAAGUACCAGGAGGUUAGCCAGAAAGACUCCCACGAACAGCUGAACAACACUUCUUCCUCCAGCCCACAGCAUCUGAGUGCCCAGAAACUGGAGAUGCUCUACAACGAAAUCACCAAGACACAGCCUCAUCCCCACCCAACCCCGGACUGCCAAGAACAGCCCGAGAGGCCAUCUGCGUAUGAGGAGGAGAUAGAAAUGGAAGAGGUGGUCUGCCCACAGGAGCAGCUGGCGGUGGCACAGACCGAGGUCAUCGUGGACAUGAAGAGCACCUCCAGCAUUGACAGCUUCACCAGCUGUGCCACUGACUUCACAGAGACCGAGAGAUCCCCCCUGCCACCCCCCUCUGCCUCUCACUUGCAGAUGAAGUUCCCCACUGACCUCCCAGGAACAGAUGAGCACCAAAGAGUCAGGGCACUUCCAUUUCUAACACUGAACAGAGAUAAGGGGCCUGUUGUCAGGGAGGCUACACUGGAUUAUGCCCCAAUUGAUAUAACUGUGAACCUCGACGCUGGGACUUCCCAUGGUCCUUUGCAACCUGACAGUGCCACUGACAGCCCUAAGAGCUCACUGAAAGGGAGCAACCCCCUCAAGUCCAGAUCCCUCAAAGUGAACUUUCAGGAAAACAGAGGCAGUGCACCCCAGACCCCACCCAGCACAGCCAGGCCACUGCCAGUAACCACAGCUGACUUUCCGCUCACCACCCCUCAGCACAUCAGUACCAUCCUUCUAGAAGAAGCCCUUCCCCAGGGAGAGAGACCCUUGCUUGGUGCUGAUGCUUCAGCACGAUGUCAGGGAUCUUCCAGAGGGCUCUCCCCUCGAUUUCCCAAGCAAAAACUGUUUCCUUUCUCUUCUAGAGAAAGAAGGAGCUUCACGGAAAUAGACACUGGAGAUGACGAAGACUUCUUGGACCUCCAAAGGUCAAGACCAGACAAGCAAGCAGACUCCAGCCCCAACUGCUUAUCAGACAAGCCUGGCGAUGCCAGAGACCCUUUAAGAGAAGAGGGCUGUGUGAGCCCCUCCUCCCCUCAGAACACAGACCACAACUGUAGGCAAGACAUUUACCAGGCUGUGGGUGAAGCCAAAAAGGACAGUAGUCAAGAAGGGUACAAGAUGGAGAACCACUUGUUUGCCCCAGAAAUUCAUUCCAACCCAGGAGACACGGGUUACUGUCCCACUCGUGAGACCAGCAUGUGACUAGUUAUAAAAGCAAUAAAAAAAAAACUUCUUUCUUAAAAAUGCGAUUAAUAAUGCCGUGAACUAAAAUAUGGGAAACCCCUCACAUAUCCCCCCCAAAAAAACAGUGCAUAAAAUGUUAUUUUUGCAUGGCAUGAACAGUUUAGUUUAAGUACUGUUUAAAUAAAGAGUCAAGACUGCAUUUUGUAACAAACAAAACUGAGUCAAGAGCAGCGAGCAAAUAAAGAGCUCUGUUAGGAACCAGUGCUCUGCAAUGUCUGACAUUUUUGAUCCUUUCAUUUCAAACUGUAGGCAGGUUUCUGGUUUUAACUUUUACAUUACCAUGAAUUUUAGGAUUUGCACAUGAAAGGAUGAAAUGUCAUUGCAUGUGUUCAUGCUUAUGGGGAGUAAGGUGCUUUGAGCUUGCAAAAUGCAUAACUCUGUACAUAGGCCUGGAUGCAGAAGUCUCAAGAACACGUGGACGCGAGUUCCUGAGACACAGGUAAUCCUUCACAGCUACUGCCUGGAGGAGCUGUCCAGACUUCCUGUUGCAAAACUGCAACCUCUUCUUAACCCACUUUCCUUGUGCAUCUUGCUUUGGAUUAUAAAGCUCUUACGUUUGUUUAAAGGAAUUCAGUAUUUUUAUUUAUUUGGGAUAUAAUUCAGAGGGUAUGUUUAUAUGUAUUUUUAUUUAUUUGGAAUAAAAUUCAGAGGGCAUUCUUUUUCUUUCUUUUGCUUUUGCUUAGUUGUUGCAUUUGUGGUGUCAUUUAUAAAUCAUGGAAAUCAGUAAGAUUUAAUGACCAGAUAUCAAGUAUUUGGAAUUUAAGCUUGAACUUUUGCCUAUUACAGACUAUUACAGAAACUCAGUUUUCAUAAACUUGAAAAUGUAUAGAAGGUUCUAUCAUAAAAUAAAAAUUUUAAAUAGUUAUUCCACAUUUGGAAAUCAUCUUUAAAACAAUUUCUUUUGGCACUGCACACAUGGCUGUAUUUUCCUUUGGUGUCCAGCAUACAAGUUAAGAUCUGCUAAAAUGGAAAUUCCACAAAGUGACUGUUGACAGACUAAAAGUAGAGCCCCCUUCCUUGACAGAGCUGGUCCCCAAAUGAGGUGCCAUGCUAGGAGCCCAGGUCUGGAGAUGGACCACAAAAUCCUUUUCAAUGGAGGAUAGAGAUGUAGAAUGACACGACCAGUCCUGGAAGGAUGCUGUUCUUGCAGACUUUGAAUCCUUCCUAAGCAGGGCAAGAGCACUCUCAGUAACUGCAGCAACUGGACAGGCUCUCCCAGGUUUCUGACCCCCAGAACCCCCUAGUAGAGGUCAGGACUCUCCUUGCUGAGAGUCCCUUCUGGCACUUUCUUAAGGAGCACACUGAAUGCAAAGGCACUGGGCACUGAAGGUUGCCCACUCACUGGACUCACCUGCUUCGUGGAAACCAAGGCUCUCAUUACUGAUGAUCAGCUACCAGCCAUACCAUCUCUGGAAUGACUCUACAACCUCUUGUGAUCUCACUUGUAUUGGAAUAAAAACAAAGACCAAAUUCUUUCUAGGCCCCCUUAAGAUCUCAAAUGAAUGAUUUCUAGUUUCCUGGCAAUGCUCAGGUUUUGCCUCAGCAAAAUGUAUUUUGUGCGUGUGUGCAUAAAGCUGAGGGAAUUGGAAAAACUAAAAGCAAAGCUUAUUGUUUAAGGAAAAAAAUCUAAAUUUUGUUCUUUCUUAAAAGGAAAACCAUUCAGGAAAAAAUAGCCCAAAUAUUUAUAAUCUAAUAUAAGUCUUUAAUAUUUCUUAAUUAAUAGCCUCUGGUCAUUAAAUCUCAGAUCAAAAAACAAAUUUUGUUUUUUGUUAAAAUCCAAGCAGUCUUGAUGUUAAAACUAAUUGAAAACAUUUGUUUUAUC
This is a messenger RNA of Peromyscus leucopus (white-footed mouse), 5530 nucleotides long. It is a transcript of the gene Kcnb2, whose product is annotated as potassium voltage-gated channel subfamily B member 2. The record is from RefSeq and is a predicted model, not a curated record. Lineage: Eukaryota; Metazoa; Chordata; Mammalia; Rodentia; Cricetidae. The transcript is spliced from 3 exons. Gene Ontology annotation, biological process: potassium ion transmembrane transport; protein homooligomerization. The coding region runs from base 943 to 3666 and encodes 907 amino acids. Gene Ontology annotation, cellular component: membrane; voltage-gated potassium channel complex. Gene Ontology annotation, molecular function: protein binding; delayed rectifier potassium channel activity.